UUGCUGGGCACACGUGUUCUGUAUCGGCCUGCUGCCAUAGCUGCUCCUACGCUCUACUCGGAGACACCAUGCCCACUUUUGAGCUCUUUACCAACGUGGCCCGGGAUGCCAUCCCUGAAAAUCUCCUCUGCAGCCUGACUGAGCAACUGGCUAAGGCGACAGGCAAGCCUUCUGAGUACAUCGCUGUGCACAUCAUGCCCGAUCAGAUGAUGAGCUUUGGGGGCACCACAGAACCCUGUGCCCUCUGCAGCCUGAAGAGCAUUGGCAAGAUUGGAGGUCCACAAAACAAAAAUUACACUACUCUGCUGAGUGAUAUUUUGUCCAAGCAAUUGCAUAUCUCUGCUAACAGGGUUUACUUCAAUUUUGUGGACUUGAAUCCAAGUAAUGUGGGCUGGAACAAAACGACCUUUGCCUAACCAUGCCCUUAGUGCUCGAUGGCCAGCAGAUGAACUGAGAACCACAGCAGUAUAAUGUGAUUUACCUGUGUAUUACAUUCCAUACUAAAUAAACUUGGUAACUAAAAGGUCA
Bufo gargarizans (Asiatic toad) is the source of this 528-nucleotide messenger RNA. Its product is annotated as macrophage migration inhibitory factor-like. The transcript is spliced from 3 exons. Gene Ontology annotation, molecular function: phenylpyruvate tautomerase activity; cytokine activity. The record is from RefSeq and is a predicted model, not a curated record. The coding region runs from base 69 to 416 and encodes 115 amino acids. Lineage: Eukaryota; Metazoa; Chordata; Amphibia; Anura; Bufonidae.